AUGCAACCAACAGAAACGCAAAUUGCCCAAUGUACCAUUACUUCUGGAGAUGUAAAAGCAUCUGCCCAAGCAAGUCUCACGACAAAAUUGGAUGGAAUUUGUGAAUCAAACAGCCUCUAUACAGCCUUUACGUAUUUGGAGUCAAAGUUAAUGCAGGAGAUCUACAAUAUUCGUUUAGUUUUGAGUCAAAUUCAAAAUCCACACUACAAUCUAAUGCAACAUAAUCAAUUUCUUCAUCCCCCCGUCAACAUGGCACCUACACUAUAUCACAACAUCCAAAAAAUUGUCGAUCAAUCGCGCGAACAAACAUCCAAUGAAGUAACAAUUGCUCCAUCUACUACAUCAUCAACCACUACCUCAUCUACACCUCCUGAAAGUCUAAAUGAGAUUCCCGAAUUAACAACCAAACAGAGUAUCUUCUUCACAACACCUUCAGUUAUCCCAGCCACGGGGAAACCACUCUUACUCAAAUCACUGCCAUCGAAGUUUUCCAGUGCUCGUGAAUCUGAAAUCUACAAGUUCAACAAUACAAUUCUAUCAGGACAGGAGACACAGAUCUUCACCUACUACUGGCGUAUUGAUCACUACAAGGAAAAACUGAAGAAGAACAUAACUCAUGUGGAAAGUCCAACGUUCGUUAUUUCGGGACAAAGUUUGCACAUUAAGGCUGAAUUAAAUCACCUAAAACGCGACUAUUUGUACCUCCAAUUGGAACAAUCACCAAACAAUGCGGAAGGGAAUAGUUCAAUUAUCCUCGAAACUGGGAAUUUAUUCAAGGAGAUCGAGGCAAAGAAAUUUUUCCGGCAUAAAAUUGUCAUUUUGGAUAAUACAAGCGCCAAGAGUGAUCUUAUUUCGCAAGAAUUCUUGGAUAUUAAUAGUGGAUUUCCAAUUCCCAAUAGUGCCAUCUUGUCUAGUCCAUACUGCCGUAAUGAUGUUGUCCUAAUCAAAAUCCUAAUUUACCUGUAAGAUUGUCCAGGUUAAAGUAACUUCACGUGUGUACUUACUAUUAAUUAAUUUUUUUUUAAUUUACCACGUAGAAUAUUUUUGUGUCAUCAUGAAAUAUGUUUUGCGAAUUUAUUUUCAUGAUUUUAUGAAGAUUUAAAUAAAUAAAA
This is a messenger RNA of Lutzomyia longipalpis, 1112 nucleotides long. RefSeq lists its product as uncharacterized. NCBI's taxonomy places the organism in Eukaryota, Metazoa, Arthropoda, Insecta, Diptera, Psychodidae. The record is from RefSeq and is a predicted model, not a curated record. The coding region runs from base 1 to 966 and encodes 321 amino acids. The transcript is spliced from 3 exons. Gene Ontology annotation, molecular function: protein binding.